AUGGCACUUUCGAUAUCAGGAGAUAAUUCAGGCAACAGUCCCUUUCACAUCCAGCCGCUCAGCCUGCUCCAUGAGAUUUCCAUGCUCAUAACCCUAAUAUGCACCCAAGUCCUGGUGAUGGCCUGUCUGGCGCAAGCCAUUUUUGCAGGCGGCGUGAUCACUCAGGACUUUGCGACUAGCUGUUCGCAGGGAAACUGGGGCCCUGCUGCUUACGGGCUCACGUCAGGUGCGUUUAUGCUUCCUGCUGGUCGCAUUGGGGAUAUCUACGGCCACCGACAGUGCUACAUCGGGGCGUGGACCGGGCUCUCCAUUGCUUCUCUGCUGGCUGGAAUCAGCGUCUACUCUCACUCAUUCAUCUUCUAUGCCAUCACUCGGGGUCUUCAAGGCAUGGCGACAGCCAUGUUACUUCCCUGCGCGCUUGCAAUCCUAGGCUCUGUGUACAGGGAGGGUCCGCGGAAGAACCUCGUCUUCUCACUCUUCGCUGCCGGCUCGCCCACUGGGUUCACUUUAGGUGGUAUCUUUUCUGGUCUGUUGGUUGAACUGGCCUGGUGGCCUUGGAUCUUCUGGAUUACUGCUAUGAUCAGCGCAGGGCUGUCUGUCAUCGCCUAUGGGACUGUCCCUUCAGCAGCACAUGCAGCGUCCGACGCUGACCCUCAGCCUGAUGUCACAGGCCCAACGUUCGACUGGACUGGCACUCUGGUAGGGGUAUCAGGCCUCCUGCUCUUCAAUGUUGCAUGGAAUCAAGCCCCAUCCGUGGGCUGGAAUUCCGCCACGUGCAUCACUCUUGCGACUCUAGGCUUUGUCCUCAUUCUGCUAUUCCCAUUCAUCGAGCGUCGCGCCCAGCAGCCGCUCAUCCCCAUCUCUCGUCUGUCGACAGAGAGCGGCUUCGUUCUGAUCGUCAUCGCUCUCUCAUGGUCCAGCUUCGGCAUCCUCACUUUCUACCUCACCCGCUUCCUCACGGACAUACGGCACGCCACUCCUCUCAACGCCGCAGCCCAAUUCAUCCCCGUGCCCAUCGCGGGGUGCAUAGCAUCUUAUCUGAAUAGCUUCCUCCUCCACCGCGGCGCCAGCCCCGUCAACGUUCUCGCCUUCUCCUGUAUCUGGUUCACUGUGGGUGCCGCUCUACUGGCCACCUUACCAAUCCACCAAAGUUUCUGGGUGCAGGUGUUCUGGAUCCAGGUCCUAGCCCCCUUGGGAAUCGAUCUGAGCUUCCCUUCGGCAACACUCCUCAUCAGUGAGCUUGUCCCUCGCAACCAGCUGGGUGUCGCCGCUUCGCUGAUUGCAACAACCGUCUACUAUUCGCAAUCCAUCGGAUUGGGGAUUGCGGGGACGGUGGAGGCGUACGUCGCGGAUGAUGAGCUCCUCCAGGGAUAUCGCGGCGCGGCGUAUACUGGGAUUGGACUAAGUGGGAUGGGGUUGGUGGUUGCGUUGGGGGCUGUUCUCCGCGCUUGCGCUUUGGGGAAGAGCAGAGAGUCUAAGGAGAUGGUUGUGUGA
This is a messenger RNA of Aspergillus saccharolyticus JOP 1030-1, 1494 nucleotides long. Its product is annotated as putative transporter. Gene Ontology annotation, cellular component: membrane. Bases 1 to 1494 code for a protein of 497 amino acids. The record is from RefSeq and is a predicted model, not a curated record. The transcript has 2 exons. Gene Ontology annotation, molecular function: transmembrane transporter activity. Lineage: Eukaryota; Fungi; Ascomycota; Eurotiomycetes; Eurotiales; Aspergillaceae. Gene Ontology annotation, biological process: transmembrane transport.